AUGGGCGGCCGUCUACCUUCACCUCCCCUGGAGAAUCAAAAGUCACACAGCUCUAGGAAGGCAUCUUCUUCCAACUCUGCCAACGCCAUCAAGCCCCAUCAUAAAACCUCCAAGCGAGCCAGACCCCAUAGUGCAACGGCACAUCACGAACAUGUGGCACAUGGUAUCUCUGACGGAAGGCACAAGCGGGCCUGGAAGGCCUGCGAGAGGUGCAAGAUGAAGAAGGCCAAGUGUGACGGCGAGUUCCCUUGCCAACGCUGCAAUGAUGACGGCCUCGUCUGCACGGCCGGAGUCCGCAAGACGAUAGAGUACAAGCAGCUGCCUAGGGGAUAUACUGCAGUCCUGGAGCACAACCAGUUCGCCCUCGCCGCUACCGUCCACAAGCUUUACGCGAUGGCCAGGGAUCAACAACGAUGGGACCUCGGCGAGCCGGAGCUCAACGAUCGUGGACAGCCGGUGAUCCACAACAUCGCCUCGAAGCUCGGGUGCAUCCGCCCCAAGAGCGACAUCGACCUUCCCAUCCACUCGGUCUUCCCUAAAGAUGAGGUUGGCAUAGUAGAACUGGAGCGUCAAUUGGGAGAACAACAAAAAGAGCGCGAGUCUGUGGAGAGGACGACCACGACAGAGAUGGAGCCACAAUCGAGUCGCAACCUAUCAGACCAAUCAAGUCCCUCGGAACAGGACCACUCAGACUUCGAAUUCGACUGCCGAAAACAAGUCUACGGCGGCGGCAACGUCAUGGCCAUGUCCUCUCAGAGCUUCGGAGGCUACGACGGCUUCGACAUGGAUUUGGCACCUUCGGCUGUCAACGCUACGGUCAUGUUCCCCAGUCAAAUUCUAGCAAUGCCCGGCUACCCUCCUCAAUGGGCGAGGGCGCCCAGGUCAGAAUUCGGCACCAUCAGGCCUCACAUGCUCUCCUGUCCGAAUCCCGAGGUCAUGAUAGUCAUGGACGACUCGAUGAUGUUCUUAGGGUACAGGUACGACACGGAGUCGACGCGGCUGUAG
Messenger RNA from Ilyonectria robusta, 1005 nucleotides. RefSeq lists its product as uncharacterized. Gene Ontology annotation, biological process: regulation of DNA-templated transcription. Gene Ontology annotation, molecular function: DNA-binding transcription factor activity, RNA polymerase II-specific; zinc ion binding. NCBI's taxonomy places the organism in Eukaryota, Fungi, Ascomycota, Sordariomycetes, Hypocreales, Nectriaceae. The record is from RefSeq and is a predicted model, not a curated record. The transcript has 3 exons. The coding region runs from base 1 to 1005 and encodes 334 amino acids.